ACAUGACAUCAUCUAUGCAAAUAUUUAAUAGUGUCGAUAAAAUAGUUUUUUAUAUAUCGACUGAAUGAAAAAGCGGGAUUAAUAUUUUCGGCACUUUUUGCACAUUUACAUAUUUCAUCCCAUUACAAGUACAUACGUGACAGUGUUGCUUGAAUGAAGCGAUUUUUCUCAAACUAGCGAGUGAAGAAUUGAUAUCAAAGAAAUUCAUAGUAAGUGUUUAGUGAUUUGAUUUGUUUGACAAAUUUAUUUGAUCAAACGAAAUGAAUGAAACCAACGAAUUGCCACCAGGGACAGCAUCGUUACUCGAAGAACUCGAAAAAAAACUUAUGGUUUUAUUGAGAGAUGGUAGAACACUAAUUGGUUAUCUUAAAAGUGUCGAUCAAUUUGCUAAUAUAGUGCUUCAAAGUACUAUUGAAAGAAUUCAUGUUGGUCAAGAAUAUGGUGAUAUUCCCAGAGGUAUUUUCAUAGUAAGAGGAGAGAAUGUUGUACUUUUAGGAGAAAUAGAUAUAGAAAAGGAAAAGGUCUUGCCCUUGAAAAAGGUGACAGUGGAUGAAAUUUUAGAUGCUCAAAGACGUGAACAAGAAUCAAAGCAGGAGCAGAAAAAACGAGUAAACAAAGCUUUGAAAGAGAGAGGUUUUGCAUAUAUACCAGAUUUAAGUCAUGAUGAUAUGUACUGACAUAUUCCUAUUUUUUUUAUCUAAUUUACAUUAAUUAAAUAUAUAUCAUUGUUAGGUGAAAUUUCAUAUACUUUAUGUGUAUUAUUUACUAAUUGUAAUAUUAAAAUCACAAGAAAUCUCUAAAAA
This is a messenger RNA of Pogonomyrmex barbatus (red harvester ant), 803 nucleotides long. RefSeq names its product U6 snRNA-associated Sm-like protein LSm1 (gene LSm1). Gene Ontology annotation, biological process: deadenylation-dependent decapping of nuclear-transcribed mRNA. The record is from RefSeq and is a predicted model, not a curated record. NCBI's taxonomy places the organism in Eukaryota, Metazoa, Arthropoda, Insecta, Hymenoptera, Formicidae. Gene Ontology annotation, cellular component: Lsm1-7-Pat1 complex; P-body. Gene Ontology annotation, molecular function: mRNA binding.